AUGUCACUUUUCAGAACUUUGCAAUCUUCGCCAGCAACAGUUACCAUCUUUCACAACACCAAAAUCCCCUUGUCGAACCAAUUGUAUGAUAUCUUGAACAAGACGUACGAUACUUUACCGGAGAAGCCAAAAUAUGACUUUCAAAUCGACUUGAUGCAGGACAAGAUGCCCACUUAUGACCAGUACGAGACCUUUGUCACCAAGUUCCUCAAGUCGGAGCAGGCCAAAAAGACCUUGCACGACGCUUUCCCAUUCGUGAAAGAGCAAGAGACGACUCUUCUCAACGACAAGGGCUCGCCCAUCACCGUCAAGGGAGCCGAGUGGGCAAACAAGGUCUUUUCAUCGUCGGAGUACCGUUUAUUGUAUGACACUUUCAACCAAUUGGAGGAAAAGGCCGGCGCCAAGAUCGCUACGAAGCCCCUGGACGUGUUCAAAGCACCCUUGGUGGUGGAUUGGGACCAAGACAAGUUGGCGGGCGACGAGCAAACCUUGAAGGAGCUUUUAGCUAAAUAUGUUGAUCAAUAG
Molecule: messenger RNA, 525 nt
Organism: Lodderomyces beijingensis
Lineage: Eukaryota; Fungi; Ascomycota; Pichiomycetes; Serinales; Debaryomycetaceae
Source: the annotation of a GenBank genome assembly